GGCCUAUAAAAUCAAAGGCAGCUAAACGCCAUAAUGUCGUAAAAUGAGUUAACUAUGGCGUCAUCUAGUUUAAUUAGUUGGACACGUUUUAGUGUAUUCAUUUUACUAACAAAUGCAGCUAAGUCCCUAGAAAAUUCAGUUCUAAAAUCGAUAUUGGCAUCAAAGACAGCUACAUGCCAACCAGUAAGAAUCAAAUACAGCUAUGAGUUACGCCUGCCAAUCAGAGAGCAAGAUUUCGGAGAAUCAGCAUGGCCGCCGCUAUACAAUUCAUGCGAAUGCGUCGUCCAGUUUUUGGCGUUAUUCUUGUGUUUGUAUUGAAUUACGUGACAAUUCUUUUGCUAAAAUUCGAAUUUGGAGAGCCAUGGAGGUCCUUGUAACAAGAGCAAGUGCGGGCAAGGCUCGUAAAAGAACAAGAAACCCCGAGAAUUGGAAAGCUAAUAUUGCUAAGAAGAAAAGGUACAUGCCAAAGAAAGCACCAGAACGAAUAAUCUGUUUACAUAAAAAUGAACACCUAAAAUGUUCAAGUUUGACAAUGACUGAUAUUAUGAAUUUCCACAGUUCGUUUUAUUCCUCAAGUAAACGUAGUGAGCAAGAUGCUUUGAUACUGAAGUGCUGUAAAACGCAGAAGGUAAAAAGAAGGCGUCCUACCAAAAGCAUAAGAUUGGGUAGAGACUUCAAUAUCAAAUAUAGCGUUUUCAGAGCUCGCCAUGACUGUAUUCCUGUUUGCCAAAAAGCGUUUCUGAGUAUACUUGGUAUAACAAAAUACCGAGUAGAGUACGCUUUAAAAAAUUUAUUUUAUACAGGGGAAAUUGCCAGAGAACGACGAGGGGGUAAUCGUAAGAUAAAUAAAUUUAAAGAUCAGAAGGAGUCCAUUCGAAAUUAUAUUAUGAAACUAAAAUGUAUCGAAUCGCAUUAUUGUCGAUCAUCCUCUCAAGAACGCAAAUACCUAUCUAGUGACUUGAAUAUAAACAAGCUGUACAAAAUGUUUAAAGACGAAAAUCCUCAAUCUGUUGUAAAACAAUCAUACUUCCGCCAUAUUUUUAAUAGUGAAUUUAAUUUAGGUUUCGGUACCCCUAAGACUGAUGUCUGCUCAACUUGUAUUGAAUUGAAUGAGAGAAUCAAAACAGAAAACGAUCGAGUCAAGAAAAAUGAGUUAAUGACUGCACUGAGAGUGCAUAAAUUAAGAGCAAAGGCGUUCUUCAAAAUGCUGCAGGAGCAAAAGGAUGAUAUGAUUACCUUUUCCUUUGAUUGCCAGAAAAAUUGUCCACUACCUCGAAUUCCAGACCAAAGUGCUUACUACAGUCGACAAUUUUACUUAUAUAAUUUUACUAUUGUGCAAGGAUCCUCUAAAGACAAGCUUAAUAAAAACACAACCUUUGCAUACACCUGGACAGAAAACGAAUUUGGUAAAACAGCAAAUCAAAUAGCAUCAGCCGUGUAUGAUCGAUUAAAUAAAACUAAUUUAUCAGGUAUCACCAUCAUACGCUUAUUUGCCGACGGAUGUGGUGGGCAAAACAAAAAUAGCAUAAUGCUAAGUAUGCUGUCUAAAUGGUUAUUAGAAAAUGUCUCUGUCAAACGUAUUGAAAUAAUAUUUCCCGUAACAGGGCAUAGUUUUAUGCCCCCGGACAGAUUCUUCGGCAAUGUAGAAAGGGUUCUAAAGAAGCGAGAAGUAAUCAUCCAACCAGGAGAAUACUGCGACAUCAUUUCAAGUAAUGCGACGGUCACGAAUCUAAGGGAUAUUAUAAUGUUAGACUUCAAAAGAGCCACUCAAGAGGUUUUUAAACCGACAGCGAAAUGGCCAUUCAAAAUAACCCAAUGCAAAAGAUUCAUUAUAAAAAGAUCGAAGAUCUCAGGAAACACACUUAUCCGCGGUGAACAGUUUUAUAAUUCAGAUACAAAUAAAGCCUUUAAUGUCUGCAAAACUGGCAAAAAUACAAGCAUGCUUCAACCUACCAUCAUUUCAACGGGAGUGCCUGUGACGCAGGCAAAAAUAACCGAUGUUGAGAAAUUAUUGGCAAAACAUUUUGGAUUAGAAUGGCAAGAAAGAGAAGAUUUACAAUUUUACUUAGGUAUUAUUAGAGGGCCAUUUGUUGAAGGAAAUCAAGAUUUAGAAGAAAGUUUUUGUGAAGGAAUAGCAGAAGAAUCACCAGUCUUAAGAAUAUAAUAAGAAUAAAACAAUACAAGCAAUUAUUUCACUUAAUGGAAAAUUUAUUAAAAUUUGUCACAAAAUAAUAUAGUUGUUUUUACUUUAUCGAACGUAUAAGAACAUCACUAAUCCGAAGAACUUAAAAUGGCGGCUGUUAUUAUCAAACUCAGUUAUAUCCAGUUACUCCGAAUCAAAGACACCUAUGUCCGAUAGUUGGAAUCAAAGACAGCUAAAUGCUAUUUUAUUUCCACUCUAUACUCAAAUAUAAAGGGAGUUUUAUUAUUUUAAAUUCAGAUUAUUAGUAAUAUUAUCAUUUUUUAUAAAUCUUGAUUAAAAUAUAGAAUAUUGUAACUACCUGAACAAAGUUAUCGAUUUUUGUAGCUUCCUGAAUAUUUGAUAGACUUGGAUUUAGCUGCCUUUGAUUUUAUAGGCCUCAUUUA
Messenger RNA from Manduca sexta (tobacco hornworm), 2586 nucleotides. RefSeq lists its product as uncharacterized. The record is from RefSeq and is a predicted model, not a curated record. The transcript is spliced from 2 exons. The coding region runs from base 203 to 2164 and encodes 653 amino acids. NCBI's taxonomy places the organism in Eukaryota, Metazoa, Arthropoda, Insecta, Lepidoptera, Sphingidae.